AUGAAGCCCAGUACGUAUGUGUAUCUGGCGGCCUACUUUGGUCUUUCCACUGCUGCUCCCUGGAACAACAAGCGUGAUACCAACACUUGCCCUUGUGCUCCCGAUGGCCAGGCUUCCACGUCUACUCAGACCAUCACUCAAUGGUCUACUCAGACUCGCACCCACACCAUCACCGAGCACGUCACUCACUACAUGACCACGACUGCUGCUGGCUCAGCAGUUCCGUCUGUACAGACUGACGCUGCUGCUUCGUCUGCUCCUGGCUACCAGGGCAGCAACUAUGGUGGUGCAUCUUCGGCUUCGCCCUCGACUUCUGAUGUCGAUGCCAUCCCAGCGAACGGCUCUCCUACUGGAGCCGCUCCCGGCAACUCUGGUGCCAUCACCACUCUGCCUACUGCCCCGACCGAUGGCAACAACUUCACCCCUAUUGCCACUGGCGGUGUUCCGGCAGUCACCGGCACCACUACCAUGGGAUCCGCAGGCCCUGAGAUCGUCUACGUGACUGAUAUCGUCUCUGAGACCGUCACCACUUGCCCUGUUGGCCACACAAUCUCGGAGGGUGGUUCUACCACUGUCUUGACCGCUCCUAGCGUCAUUACUUCGACCAUCACCAACAAGGCCACAGUCACCUCGACUGCUACUGGUUCGACUCUCUCGAGCGCCGACGCCGCCAUGCCUUCCUCGCCCGCCCCUGCUGCCAGUGAGGGCGUUCCUGCUGGAUCCCAAGGUGUCCCUAUCGCUUCUCAGGGUGUACCAGUCAAUGGAAACUCCGGACCUUCUGCGUCUGAGGUCCCUGCUUACAGUGCUCCUGCCUACGGUGCUUCGACCCCUGCUGCUCAGUCGACCUCUGAUGUCGAUGCUGCCAUGCCUCCGGCCGCCACCGAGGGCGUUCCUGCCAGCGGUAAUGGUACUCCUGACGUUCCUGCAUCUUCUCAGGGUGUUCCCGACGUGCCUGCUUCCUCAGAUGUGCCUGCUGUCCCCGCCUACGGCAGCACUGUCGUCGUUCCUACCACCUCCACCGUCAUGCCCGUCCCUUCUUCGCCUCCCAACACUGACGAGACCCCCAACAACAUGCCCUCUUUCGGCCAAUACUGGGGAACCGCAUCUGGUGGUGCUUCUUCGACUCUGCCUGCCGGCGCUGCUGCUCCUUCUGGCCAGAUGCCCUCUGUCUGGUACCCCAGUCUAUGGAACACCGCUGUCCCCGUUUCGUCCGAGUCUAGCCCCGAUGUCCCAGUUCCUACGUCUGCUGGGCCCAUCACAAUCACUCUCUACAGCACUCAAGUCGGUACCGUUACCUCUUGCGCUGCUGACGUGACCAACUGCCCUGCCUCAUCGACUGUUCUGAGCACCACUCUUAUUCCUACUGGCACCUCCGUCACCGACAUCGUUUCUGGUGUUGCUCAGCCCACUGGCGCUGGCUACACCUGGUCGAGCCCUUACUCAGCCGGUGUUACCGCUCCCUCGAGCGCUGCUCCCAGUGAGAGCGUUGUUCCUAGCGACAACGCAACCGAUGCUAUCGCCGCCACCACGGAUUCUGCUCAAGGUGUUCCCACACCCGCCGCAACUGAUGCAUCCCCUUCUGACAUUCCCGCAUCGAGCUCUGACGUUCCCGCAUCGAGCUCCAACUCCGCUUCGCCUCCUACUUACGGAUCUGGUGCCUAUGGUGAGAGCUCUGGCUCUGAUAGCUCUUCUCCCUCUGCCCCUGUCGAGUCGCCCGCUGCCACUCCCAGCGACAACUUGACCGAUGCUGUUCAAGGUUCUACACCCACUGACGUUCCUGCUUCGACCUCGCCUUCUGACAUUCCCACUUCGCCCGAAUCUGCUUCGCCUUCCGAAUCCGCUUCCUCGCCUAUUGAAAGCUCUGGAUCUGACGUCCCUGUCUACGGCGCUGGCUCGUACGGCUCCGGCUCUCAGGGUCCUUCAUCUUCCGACUCGCCCAUCGGCACUCCCGCUGAGUCCGCCUCUGCUGUCCCUAGCGACAACGCCACAGAUGCGAUUGAGAACUCGCCCGCCCCCACUGAUGCUCCUUCGUCUUCUUCGUCGCCUUCUGACGUACCCGUCUCGCCUACCAGCGUCCCCGCUUACGGUCAGGACAACGGUUCCAACUCUUCUCCCUCGUCCGUUCCCAGCAACUCGAUCGCAGACGCUGCCAAUGGCAUGCCCACAGGCACCGAUUCGUCCCCUGCUGUAACUGGCGCUCCUGGCGCUGAGGGUAAUGCUUCAGGGUCUCUCUCAGGAUCUGCACAAGGUGGUAUCGGCAGUGGUCUUAAUGGCUCUAGCGCCAUCGGUGGUGGUGCCGGUUUGUCUGCUGGUGCCUCGCCUUCAGGUUCUCUCGCUGCAGGCGCCACAGGCGCUGCUGGCGCAGGAAUUAACGGAGGUCUUGGUGCUGGAAUCAACGGAGGAGCUGCUGGUGAUCUCAACGGAGGUGCCUCAGGAUCUCUCGGUGCUUCAGGUAAUCUUGGUGGCUCGGCCCAAGGUGGUCUCGGUGCCGCACUCGGCGGCUCAGCCGGUCUCAACGGAGGAGCCUCCGGUGAGAUUGGUGGUUCAGGCUCAGCUGGUCUUAACGCAAACGGCUCAGGCUCAGCUGGCCUUGGUGCUGGAAUCAACGGAUCUGGCUCAGCCGGUCUGGACGCAGGAAUCGGCGGCUCGGCUGGCCUUGGUGCUGGCGCUACCGGUACUGGCAGUCUUGGUGCUCAAGGAACCGGUUCUGCUGGUUUGGGUGCUGGCAUUGGUGGUUCUGCCGGUCUUGGUGCAGGAAUUGGCGGCUCUGCUGGUCUCAAUGGAAACGCAGGUCUGGGUGGUUCAGCUGGUCUUCAAGCCGGUGCUGACGGCUCUGCCGGCGUUUCAGGCUCUCUUUCCGGCGCUGCUGGCGGUUCUCUCGAUGUCCAUCUCGGCCUUAACGCUACUGUCAACGUUUGGGGCACUUUCGAGAUCCUCGCCGACCACAUCCACUCCUACACUGCUGAGAUCAACGGCACUCUCAAGGCCAUUGGCUCGGCCAAGGCUUCUGCUGCUCAAAUCGCUGAGGUCAAGGAGAACAUCCAAGUUCUUAUCGGUCUCAUCGGCGAGGCCAAGGCUCACCUCAGCAUUGUCGGCGGUAUCUCUGGUCACAGCAACGCUGAGCUCGCCAGCUUGAUCGCUGAGCUCCUCCUCGAGGUCGAGUUCACCGUCAAGUUCGCUGUCAAGGUCUGUGGCUUUGGCGCUCUCAAGGGUGUUGUCUUCUCCCUCGCCGCUGCUUGCCACGGUCUGAUCACCAUCGCUUGCUCCGUCGUCGUUGGUCUCAAGGGCGAGCUCGCUGCUCAUCUCCGCGGUGUCGUCGGCCUAGGUGCCUACAUCCUUGGUUCCAUCGUCUCUUUCAUCCUCUAG
This is a messenger RNA of Aureobasidium uvarum, 3366 nucleotides long. Lineage: Eukaryota; Fungi; Ascomycota; Dothideomycetes; Dothideales; Saccotheciaceae. The record is from the annotation of a GenBank genome assembly.